AUGCCUCCCUCUCCAGUUGAGAACCAUCUCGUCACCUUUGCCAAAGGGAACGAGUUCGAGCACAGUCUACCCGACACCGAAGGUUCGGCUUGGAAUCGUCUACUCCCUGCUGGCAACUUCGGCUUCAUACAAGUGCAAGACCCACUCCGAUUCAAUGUGACAGAUGGCCUUCCGUUCGAUCCCCACGAGUACCAAAUGCGACCUGCAUGGCACUUCGCCGAAAGAGCACCCGGGAACAGGACCGAAAUCUUUGUCCUCUCCAUGUAUCACCAGAUGCACUGUCUGAUCAUGAUGCGUAAGAUGUUCAUGACCAUGAGUCCCGAAGGCAAGGUCGUCGCGGGCAUGUCCCCCGCCGAGGAUAUCAGCAAUGGGCAUCUGAACCACUGUUUCGACUACCUCCGUCAGGCGAUCCUUUGCGCCGGCGAUACCGCGUUGGAUCAUUAUGCUUGGGACGAGACGGGGCCAGAGCCGGUAUACGGAGUCAAUGGGUGGGGUGCUACUCAUGUGUGCCGCAAGCUGGAUAAAAUCGAGGAGUUCGUGAAUGAGAAUGGCUGGUAUCGAGGACGAGUCGAGCAAUCAAGGGUGUCCACGUCAUGA
Molecule: messenger RNA, 597 nt
Organism: Cladophialophora yegresii CBS 114405
Lineage: Eukaryota; Fungi; Ascomycota; Eurotiomycetes; Chaetothyriales; Herpotrichiellaceae
Exons: 2
Coding region: 1-597 (198 amino acids)
Biological process (GO): mycotoxin biosynthetic process
Source: RefSeq, a predicted model, not a curated record